AUGAGGUACUAUGCCAAGAUGGAUAACACACUCUCCACCCCGUUCGGAUCCGAUAUUAGCAUUCUUGCUAGUGAUGGGACCUCCCCAAGUGUCUGGGACUUCUUUGGGUCUGACUUUCGGCCUUGCCCCCAUCCAGACGAUGUUCAUUUUGGAGAUCACCAGAUCCUGAAUGUAGAGCAUGCCGAUGAUGGCGUACUAUGGUCUACUUCUCCAGCAGGCAUCCAGAUGCACUGCAACGACUAUGGUCCUUGGGCAAGCAAGAAGGGCUUGCUGACUAAUUUUGAAGAAAGCAAGGUACCUAUGCUUGCACUCCGGUCUAUGGCUGCUCUCAUGCUCACGCACUGCCUCUGUUACAGGCAUUGA
Messenger RNA from Desarmillaria tabescens, 363 nucleotides. RefSeq lists its product as uncharacterized. The record is from RefSeq and is a predicted model, not a curated record. The transcript has a single exon. Lineage: Eukaryota; Fungi; Basidiomycota; Agaricomycetes; Agaricales; Physalacriaceae. Bases 1 to 363 code for a protein of 120 amino acids.